Messenger RNA from Suillus clintonianus, 948 nucleotides. RefSeq names its product isoprenoid synthase domain-containing protein. The transcript is spliced from 4 exons. The coding region runs from base 1 to 948 and encodes 315 amino acids. Lineage: Eukaryota; Fungi; Basidiomycota; Agaricomycetes; Boletales; Suillaceae. Gene Ontology annotation, molecular function: carbon-oxygen lyase activity, acting on phosphates. The record is from RefSeq and is a predicted model, not a curated record.
AUGUCAUUCAACAGCCUGUCCACAUGCACUCUCGAUGACAAUGUCAGAGGAAACAUCCGCCAAGUCAUCGGCAAUUUUCUUAAACGUUGCGGCUUGGAAUAUGUGGACAUCGCAAUUGACGAAGCGUGGUACUCUGAAUGUUGUCAGGAGGCUAUUAAGCGCGACUUUCCUAUGGACGGAGAUCAUUCCAUCCGCGCGUACAUGGACAUUGGCGUGGCCAUGAUGUACACUUACGCCCAUCUUCCUGACCGUGAAACCAAGAUGUGGAUUUGCCUCUCAACCGCUGUCUUGAUCUGCAUCGAUGACAUCAUGGUCAGGGGAGACGACCUGGUGCAUUUGCGUCGUUUCAAUGAGCGGUUUGUGAACCAUCAGCCACAAGACGAUCCACUCAUGAAGGCGCUCGACUCGCUCUUGCGGGACGUGGCUCGCCAUUAUUCCCCACCUGUGUCAAAUCUGAUGGUCACGUCCUCACUCAACUCCUUGUCUUCCAUCUUGCUUGACAGCGAGACAAAAGACAUGCAGAUCUCGAAACAGACCCCCUUAUACCCCGAGUAUUGCAGGCGCCUGUCGGGCAUGUCAGAUUUAUUUGCAUUCUCCAUUUUCCCUUCCGUACUACCGCUUCGGGAAUACGUUCAAUGUCUACCAUACUUACACAUUGUUAUAAACCACACAAAUGAUAUACUAUCAUAUUACAAAGAGGAAAUUGACGGCGACACUGCAAACUAUGUGUCACUCAUGGCUUCUUCUCGUGGUCUCACCAAACAAGAUGUUCUGCAAGAAGUUGUCGAGACAACUGUGCAAGCACAUCACAACAUCCUCGAAUUCCUGAGACCACAUACUGAGGCCUAUGAAGCCUAUGUGAGUUUUUUCGACGGAUAUGUCAAAUCUCAUGCUGCCCUGAGAAGGUACAAAUUGGCGGAGAUCAUGUCAGAGGGCUCAUCUUCUUGA